Messenger RNA from Cylicostephanus goldi, 597 nucleotides. The record is from the annotation of a GenBank genome assembly. NCBI's taxonomy places the organism in Eukaryota, Metazoa, Nematoda, Chromadorea, Rhabditida, Strongylidae.
CUGAAGAUCAGUCUCCUCAGAAUAUUCCAUAAAAGAAGUGUUCAAUACUCAGCGGAACACAAAGUAAGCUUAGCGGAUUUCACUCCCUCCUACAAGUACACCAUCUUGCCGAACUUGUCCCUAUGCCAUGAUUCACGAGAAAGAGAACCUCUUAUGGUGGUCACUGUCUUGUCUGUUGCAAGCCAUAGUGAACUCCGUCGGGCCAUCCGCGAAAGCUGGGCAUCUGCCAAGUACUCGGAUUCUAUUAAGACCGGUCGCGUAGUGGUGUUCUUCAUUUUAUCGUCUCCAGCAUCUAUUUAUGAUGUAUACAAAGUGCAGAAAGAGCAAGUCAAAUAUAAUGACUUGAUUGUGACAGAUUUGCCAGAAACCUACGAAAAUUUAUUCUUAAAGGUGUAUGCUUCUCUUGUCUUCCAUCAAAGAUACUGUCCUUCGGCACGCUUUCUUAUGAAAGUUGAUGAAGAUAUCGCCGUGCAUCUUGAUCGUAUGAUCGAAUCUUGGACUAUAGAUGAUCAAGCUAGUCGUUCCUUGUUCUGUGAUGUGAAGAGGAAAACACGGCGUAUAACGGAUCCACGGCAUAAGUGGUCAGUUCUGCUGUAG